UUCAUUCAGUUCGCCAGCGGAUCAUUCAGAAUCAUUGUCAAGUGCAACCUGCAGCAACAGCAGCACCAACAGCAGCAACAGGACCAGGAACAGCACCAACAUCAACAUAAUCUAUUACAAUCGCAGCGUCAGCCAAAAGUAUUUUACAGUAUAAACAUCAGUCGAGAGCCAACAAAAUGCUGGCCAGCGAGAAUUUUCCCACACAUCACUUCAAGGAAUCUAUAUUUAAGCCUUACAGUACAAGUGGCGAUGAUUUGGCAAGCGUUAACCCAUUGACAGCAGCCACAUUGGUGGCUGCCACGUCGUCAUCGGCUGAUUCCGCCUCCGCAGUUGCAUUCGAGACGGCCAGCAAAAUGUUAGCCGCCAACAAUAACAGUAACACGGAUCCCAAGGAUGAUCUAUCUAGUUUUGUGGCCAGCCAUCCAGCGGCCGAGUUUGAGGGCUUUAUACGUGCCUGCGUCGACGAGAUCAUAAAGCUGGCGGUCUUCCAGGGCACAAAUCGCUCCUCCAAGGUCGUCGAAUGGCACGAGCCAGCCGAACUGAGCAAGCUCUUCGACUUCCAGCUGAGGGACAAAGGUGAAUCCCAGGAUAAGCUCCGUGAGUUGCUGAGGGAAACGAUUCGAUUCUCGGUCAAGACUGGACAUCCGUACUUCAUCAACCAGUUAUAUUCGGGUGUGGAUCCCUAUGCCCUAGUGGGACAGUGGUUAACCGAUGCCCUUAAUCCCAGCGUGUAUACGUAUGAGGUGGCUCCAUUGUUUACUUUGAUGGAGGAGCAAGUGCUGGCCGAGAUGCGGCGUAUUGUAGGAUUCCCCAAUGGAGGCCAGGGCGAUGGCAUCUUCUGUCCUGGCGGUUCGAUUGCCAACGGUUAUGCAAUCAGCUGCGCCCGCUACAGACACUCGCCUGAAUCCAAGAAAAAUGGACUCUUCAACGCGAAGCCAUUGAUUAUCUUCACCUCGGAGGAUGCUCACUACUCGGUGGAGAAGCUGGCCAUGUUCAUGGGUUUUGGAAGCGAGCAUGUCCGCAAGAUAGCCACCAACGAGGUGGGCAAGAUGCGGCUGAGCGACCUGGAGGAUCAAGUGAAGCAGUGCCUCGAAAACAACUGGCAGCCCCUGAUGGUCUCAGCCACAGCAGGAACCACAGUGCUGGGCGCUUUCGAUGAUCUAGCUGGAAUCUCGGAGCUGUGCAAGAAAUACAACAUGUGGAUGCACGUAGAUGCGGCUUGGGGAGGCGGUGCCCUCAUGUCUAAGAAGUAUCGCCAUCUCCUUAAUGGCAUCGAACGUGCUGAUUCAGUAACUUGGAAUCCACACAAGCUGCUUGCUGCUUCGCAGCAGUGUUCCACCUUCUUGACGCGUCACCAGCAGGUGCUGGCCCAAUGCCAUUCAACCAACGCUACCUACCUGUUCCAGAAGGACAAGUUCUAUGACACAUCUUUUGAUACCGGUGACAAACACAUUCAGUGUGGUCGACGAGCGGAUGUCUUCAAGUUCUGGUUCAUGUGGAAGGCCAAAGGUACGCAGGGAUUGGAGGCCCAUGUCGAGAAGGUCUUCCGUAUGGCUGAGUUCUUCACCACCAAAGUGAGGGAGCGCCCAGGAUUCGAGCUGGUCCUCGAGAACCCCGAAUGCACCAACAUCAGCUUCUGGUAUGUACCGCCUGGUCUACGGCAGAUGGAGCGCAAUCGGGAGUUCUACGACAGACUGCACAAGGUGGCACCCAAGGUGAAAGAGGGUAUGAUCAAGAAGGGCUCCAUGAUGAUCACUUACCAGCCGCUGCGACAGUUGCCUAACUUCUUCCGCCUGGUGUUGCAGAACUCCUGCCUGGAGGAGUCGGACAUGAUCUACUUCCUGGACGAAAUCGAGUCGUUGGCCGAAAACUUGUAAAUGGAAGCGAAAGCAUGUUAUGAGGUUAAGUGUUGAAAACAUUCUAUUUAGGCUUAUGCCGAUUAUAUCUUCUAGUGUAUGGUUAAUAUGGAUGUUUAGUAUUACCUAAAAAAGAACAAAAAUACAUAAUUAUAGGUCAUUUGAUUUAGACUAAA
Messenger RNA from Drosophila eugracilis, 2032 nucleotides. It is a transcript of the gene black, whose product is annotated as cysteine sulfinic acid decarboxylase. Gene Ontology annotation, molecular function: pyridoxal phosphate binding; carboxy-lyase activity. The record is from RefSeq and is a predicted model, not a curated record. Gene Ontology annotation, cellular component: cytoplasm. NCBI's taxonomy places the organism in Eukaryota, Metazoa, Arthropoda, Insecta, Diptera, Drosophilidae. Gene Ontology annotation, biological process: carboxylic acid metabolic process.